This is a messenger RNA of Spirometra erinaceieuropaei, 1691 nucleotides long. The record is from the annotation of a GenBank genome assembly. NCBI's taxonomy places the organism in Eukaryota, Metazoa, Platyhelminthes, Cestoda, Diphyllobothriidea, Diphyllobothriidae.
AUGGACCUCUUCUCUCCCGCCUGCGAGAACUUCGGCCUGUUCAUCAACACGGAGAAGACGGUGGUCAUGCAUCAACCGCCACCGAACACAACCACUCCUCACAAUGCGCUACAGAUCAGUGUGAACGGAACCCAACUGCAAGUGGUGGACAACUUCCCGUACCUCCUCAGUGCCCUCUGCCGCAGCAUGAAAAUCGACGAUGAAGUCGCCCGCCGGAUUUCGAAGGCCAGUCAAGGCUUCGGCCGCCUUCAAACCACAGUCUGGAAUCGCCACGGUCUCCAGCUCAGCACAAAGCUGAAGAUGUACACGGCUGUCAUUCUCCCCAGGCUGCUGUACGAAGCGGAGACUUGGACGGUGUACACGAAGCAGGCACGUCGACUCAACCACUUUCACCUCAUUUGUCUUCGUCGCGUCCUGAGGCUGAACUGGCAGGAUCGAAUCCCCGACACGGAUGUACUGGAACGGACGGGAAUCCUCCGCAUCUACACUAUGCUGAGACAACUGCAGCUGCGUUCUAGCGGCCAUCUCGUGCGGAUAAAGGACGAGCGGCUACCCAAACAACUUUUAUAUGGGGAUGUCGCCACGGGUUCUCGCCGCCAAGGAGGCCGAAGCCGCCGCUAAAGGGUACUCUGAAGUCCUCCCUGAAACAUCUGCAAAUUACUCCGACCAACUGGGAAGAUCUCGCUCUCUCGCGACCGACCUGGAGAAGAACAGUGAAGACGGGUGCUGCGAGCUACGAAGCCAACCGCAUCGCCGUCGCCAAAGUCAAACGCGAAGCACGCAAAUAACAGCUGCGCCCACUUCGUAACGCCAACGCACAACCGCUUCCAACUUGUACUCGGUGUCAACGGGCAUUCCGGGAACGAAUCGGACUCGUUGGACACCUUCGGAUCAACUGCGCCAUUCGAACCGCAUCAACCGUCGUACUUCCCUCCGCUUCUUCCUCGUCCCCUCCGCCGCCAACUAACUCUGACUGCCCAUCUAAACCACCAUUUCCAUCCUCCACCUCCUCUUCCUCAUCCUCCUUCGCUGCUCCAUCGCCUGCCGCCAGGGCGUCUGUCACGCACAUCAACACUGCACACAAUCUCGACGCAUCCUCAAACACCAACACCAUUAUCGUCGACACCAGAGGUGAGGACCAGAACUACACCUGUCCUCACUGCGACCGCACCUUAACAUCACACAUCGGCCUGACCGGUCACUUGCGAAUCCAUCGCACAGAGACUGAUGAACUAGUGCCUGAAGCACCAACCUACAUCCGCCACACCCCUCUCCACUUCCCGCACUGCACCCGCACAUUCCCGUACCGCAUGGGCCUAUUCGGCCACAUGCGCAUCCACGAGAGCGGAUUUGACCGUAAUCUCGACACGCCCACCACAUCUAACACGUCCCCUACGCCCAUCCCCACCCUCGCUGCAUCGUCUUGUGCGUCCGUCACCACCACCAUCCCCAUCUCCACAAAUGACACCGACACCACCGACCUCUCAUGCCCACACUGCCCCCGCAAAUUCACCUCGCACAUCGGCCUGGUCGGUCACUUGCGAAUCCAUCGUACGGAGACUGGCGAGCCAGUGUCUGAUGCCCCAACGUGCACCCGCCGCACCUGCCUUCACUGUCCACGCUGCUCCUGCACAUUCAUGCAACGCAUGGGUCUAUUCGGCCACAUGCGCAUCCACGAAAGCCUGCGGUAG